GAAGAACGUAACCAGAGGAAAGCAGCUCCAGUGGCGUCGCCGCGUCAGUUGAUCAGUAAACCGUGAAAAACCCCGUUAAACCACCGACAGUCCGCUUUACUUUUUAAAGCUUCUCCUGCACCGCUGAUAAUGCUGAGAAUGAAACUACCGACGAAAACGGGCGAGGAAGGGGAGGACGAGGCGCUCGAGGACGAUUCAUUGGAUCGGUCGGCGCACCAGCGGAUUCCCGGGGCGGCAUCUCCCUCCCCGGUGUCCUACGGACUGGAGAAGUCUCCGUCCCAGCUGGACAAGGAGACCGUCUUCGAGUGGUUCGGCCUACAUUUAAACCCGGCCAAGCGCGUUGAGUUCAUGUGCGGGCUCUUACAUAUGUGCCAACCCCUGGAGCUCCGCUUUUUGGGAUCUUAUCUGGAGGACCUGGCCAGGAAAGAUUAUCAUGUUUUACGGGACUUCGAGUUUCGUGCCAACAGCCCGGGCGACCUGGGCGUUUUGACGGACGUGGUUGACCCGGUGGUUCGCGCCAAACUCCUGGUCUGCCUGUCGCUCCUCGGGUCCGACAGCAGGGAAUGCGCUGGAAUACUCUUCGGGAUUCUGAGCCAUGUCGACCCGGCCCUGUUCUACAAACACUAUGACUACUCACUUCCGUUCCGGGGUCCCCACCAGCACCACCCGGUCCACCCGCCCUGUCAGGACGGGAGCGUGUACGGGCGCUCUGUGCAGACCCGCGGCUUCUCCGCGAACGAGACGGCGGCGGGACCCCUGGAGCAGUUGGCGCUGCUCUUCACCAUGGCCUCCCUGCACCCAGCUUUCUAUUUCCACCAGCGGGAGACCGUCCGCGGCCAGCUGGACAAAAUCGAGCUGGCUCUAGACGAGAGACGCCGGAGUCAGCUCCGGAUAAACGCCCAGACAACGGAGCUCACAGGUCAGAAAGUGGAUUUCCUGCCCCCCCAAGCACUUGGUUUGGGAGAGUGUACCGCUUCACAUCCUCCGUGUCAGAGCCGACGCUCCAGCCGCUGGGUGACACAAAGAGAAGCGGUCCAUAUAGAGGGGAUUGUGCUCAGGGGCAUCUCUCGGACCAGAAUAGACAAGGAAUACAACUUUGAGGUGAAGUGGUCAGACUCUUCUUCUACCAGUGUGACCAAAACCCACCUGGAACUGGAAAACUUCCUUCUUAAGCUUCCUAAGGAUCAGUGCACUGAGUCUUUUGAGAAGAGCAUCCUGAGGCUUCUGAACCAGGGGGACCAGUAUGAGAGCAGUGAGGUGGAGAAGAACCUCAGGGAAAAGUUCCUGUCUGCUCCUCAGGUCUUCAGACAAACCAGAAAGGUCUGCAGCUUCUUCAACUGUGACUCCACUUACUCUGCUAAACCCACUUCUUGCAGAUGCAACUGCCAGCUGGGCAAAGUCUACCAAGGAGACUGCUCCGAUGCCUCCAGUCAGGAAGAAGAUUUAGAGUCGUAUGUUCAGGGACACAAGAAAAAGCAUGGGACCAAGAGCCCAAGUCAAGGUCUCUCUAGUGCCAAAGCCUCUCAGGGAGACAGUUGGAGGGGGGGGCACACUGCAGAGGUAAAUGGUCCUGCUGAGAGGAGGAAGAAGAGCUGUGCACUGAGGAUCAGUCAGGAGGCGGAGCAGGUGAAGCACCAGGACACUGAGAAGAGAAGCCACCCAGUCACUACAACCAAGAGCAGAGUCCUGCCCUCUGACAGGGACAAGGUGAAGGGGAAAGGAGCUGCCUUUGUGACCAAUGGUAGUUUGGUGCCAGCUCUGUUGCCUCAGAGGAAAGAUGGGGGUUCUGGUCCAGAUACGUUUGGCGAAACAUCAUCAGAAAGCUACAGCUCCCCAUCCAGCCCCCAACACAGAGGGCCAGAGAGCCUUGACAGUGAGGAUGACAACAACAAAGACACAGACAGCCACUCUGAUGACUCCAGUAAAGGUCCUUGUCCUGACAUGUUCUUCACACACCAGACCAUUCCAGCUGUGGUGGGGGACGUCUCCUCUGUCCAUUCUCUGUCUUCCAACAACCACCGGCCUUUGUGCACGGAGAGCAGCAUAGAGUUUCCCCCUUUCUCCUUCAUGCAUUCUCUGCCACCUCCCAGCCAAAGCAUCGCCCCUGAUGGGAAGUCCUCAUCUGGGACAAUGAUGAUGCAGAUGCCCUUAGUGCCUCCAGCGAUUCCAGGCCCAGGAAUUGUGGGAGAUCCAGAGAAGAGGGAUGUGCUCCCGACCUUUGGGAUUCCACUGAUUGGCGUCCGACCUCAAGGAAGUCUGUCUGUGCAGCCUUUUGUUCAGAGGUUCAAAACCGUUCUGGGUGGAGCUAAUGGAGCAUCAGGAAGUGGUUCUACUGUUGCCAUGCCACAGGCUUCACAUCAGGCCCCAAUCAGAGCCAUGAGUGUCAUGCCCCCUGGCCCCACGUCCUUCUCCUCUCCUCCUCAGCAGCCCUGCCAAGACCCGGCCAGUAUCAGCUCAGGUCUGGCUUCCUCUAUGCCACAUGUGGAGCCUUCACACGCCAAGCACCCUGGCUUAACUUUACCAUCUGGCCUGCCUUCUCCCUAUACCUUGCCCCCUAUCCCCUCAUCUGUGAUGCCUGCUGCAGGAGCACCUGCAGCCACUGGACUGGCUCCAUCUUCUGGACAUGUACAAGUUGCUGUUCCCCCAGCUGUGCCCACCCACACCUCUGGACCUGCCCCCAUCCCCAGUCCAGCACCUACUCACAGCACAGCACACAGUGAAUGUACAUCCUACAGCAACAGUGGUUCUUCCUCUGGAAGUGCCUCCAUUGCCCCUGGCAUCCCUAUUACCCUUCAGCAAACCCAGCAGCAACAAGUGACUCCACAGCAGCUGACACCACCACAGCAGCAGCAGCAGCAGCAUCAUCAACAUCAACAACAACAGCAUCAACAACAACAGCAGCAGCAGCAGCAGCAGCAACAACAUCAACAACAUCAACAACAACAACAUCAACAGCAGCAACAUCAUCAACAACAACAACAUCAACAACAACAACAGCAGCAGCAACCGAUGGGCUGUGGUACGUGUGGUUGUCAUAACAACUGUGGUGGGCGAAGCAGCAACAGCAGCAGUGUCAGCGCCCCCCCCAGCUGCCAGGCCCCAUUAUUCUUCCCCUCCCACCAAAUGGCAGCAGCAGCCGCUCGUCAGGUGUUCAGCGUUCCUCCACCUCUCUUCCAGCUAACAAGCCUGUGCAGUAACAGCUACCUCACCCAGGGCCAGCCUCCUCACCAGGCCAACGGUGCUGCCACCCUGUCGCCCUUCUUCACCACUGCGCCACCUCCUGCACACCCGUCCCCCUACGGCCCCCUGCACACUCACUCCCACAGCCACGCAGACGUGCCAUCACACAUGUUGGGCACCCAGGCCGCUGCGGUGGCGGUCGCCGCAGCCGCAACCUACAACCUCCAGCAGCAGAUGGCGCCGGCAUCUUUCUGCCAGCGGGUCUACCAGCACGUGUACCAGAAUCCUCUGGGGAUGCUGCCCGCUGCAACUCUGGGAGGAGGCGGAGUCAAUAAGAAGAGCGGGAAUGUGUCCUGUUUUAACUGUGGAGUCAGUGGCCACUACGCUCAGGACUGCAACCAGCCCUCCAUAGACUCCACACAGCAAGGUGGCCUCCGGUUAAAGUACGCUGCCGCCCACAUUUCAGAAGCAUUCGACAAUGCGGACUGAGGAAGAAGAGGAAAGACGAAGAGUUCCUCUGGUCUCGUUGCCACGGGGACAGUCUUCUGUUGUCCCCCCAGGCAGCGUGUGAGCGGUGCACUAAAGCAUCUGUGCACUUCAGGAAAACAGAAUCUCAACCUGCCAAGGGCUCGGUGGACAAAGUCUAAGUGCUCGUGCCUGAGAACAUCUAGUGUCUGUGGAGAUGACACACUGUCUCAUGCGCACCAUCAGUGACUCCCAGUCCCUUCCCUUUCAGUUUGUUUUAGAUAUUUUUGCACUGAGGGUUGGAAACGAUUAACUUAUUAAAUAACUAUAAGAUUGUUUUGUUUUUACAUAAAAGUGGAGAGUAGUCUCGACUGAAAAAUGGUUCUUUUACACUUCUUUCUAAAAACAAUGUAUUAAUGCAGUUUUUCCUCUUUAUUACUGGUUACCGGGGAUUUUAUGUCUGACAGAAGUGUAUAGUAGUUUUCAAAGAUUAAAAAACAAGAAUCAAAAAAGUAAUGUCAGCAAAAUGGAUUUUAUGUUCGUUCUAAUUUUCAAUUUUGCUCAUGUUUCCUGAAUGUACACCUUCUCAUUUAAGGAAUCAGAUUGUAUGAAAAUUCAUGGAUCUCAUGCAUUUCUGUUACUUGAUCUGUGUUUGAUUAGAAGGUAAACUUGCUGCUUUGUGUUUGUUCUGUUUUAUUUUUUUUAUUGUUUUACUUGGUGAAAUAGUGAAACAGGAACUUAAAUGCACUAAAACAGUUCUCACUGCAAACAUGUUGUUAGGAUUCAUUCAUUUUUAAGAUAAAAAUCCACAUGAAGUAGCAAACUUGUCAGAAAAUACGGCAUUGUGAGGGUUUGGGUAUAAUGUAGUAACACAGGUGUGAAACCUUUUUUCAACUGGUUAACACUUUAGAAGGAGAUGUGUGUUCUUAAUGAAGAAGUGGAGCCGCCACUGAAGAAGAAUAUCAAUCGACCCUGAAACAAGCCGAGGGAACUCAACGUCAUCAAUAACACUUGUAGAACUUAGUCCUUUGGUUAAAUUCAUGCUCUCCUGAAGAGUAAGUGGCUCUGAUUGGACACUCUUUACUGGAGACAACGACUACUUGGAGAACUCUAACCUCAGUUUGCUUCGUGUCCUAAGGCAAAAACCUGUUUUGACCCUUUUCGACUCCGAGGCAGUGUGAACAUCCUAUCAUCACAGCUUCCUCCCACGUCACUCAAACACCCUGACAUCUCUACAAGAUCCUUUUUUUUGCCUUAAAUUCAACCUUCAUUCAAACACUAACUACUCUGCUCCCUUUAAUUCACAUUGGCCGUGUCAGUCAACUGAAUGACAGCCGUGUACAUCCUCUCAUCUUGCUCGGGGCAAAGUUUUUCGACACGAUUAUUCAUGGCUGUAGGAAACUAGCUGUGCUUCCCAUUCAUAAGAACAAGACUAUAACUGUUUGCUUAAUUGUGGCCACUUGUGACUUAACAUGAUGUUAAAUAUACAGCAGAGUAAAGAGUCAUGAAGUCAGUGAGCUGACCCUGUAAUUACACAGUUUUCUAACUCGAGCAGGAAAUAUGCUGCAGGUCGUAAUAUAAACCGACGCUGUAGCAGAAGGUUCAGUCCCUGUGUAAAAGUGAAUUUUAUUUCCUCUUAAUUUUUUUUUUUUUUUAACCAAUGGAUGAAGAAAGGGCUAUUUCGUUUUUUCACAUGUACUUGUUUUAGCCCCACCUACUAAAUGGGAGAAGUCAUUGUGUGGUCUUGGUGGCCAAUGCUGAGUGAGACACCACCAUGAUGAUCUAUCUGUAGAGAGUCCAAACGGACUGUGUGAUGGCUAAUGACAUUAAAAGAAGAGUUAGGUGGUGCUGGGUGCAGCCUCUUAUGCUCUCCACAGAGGAUUUACAGCAUCCAGCUUUUAGUUUAUUAAUGUUUUUUAUUGUGAGCAAAUAUUUCAGCCGUUGCCUUCCAGAUGGAGCAGUGGGCACUUUGGUUUCAGGUUUGACUUGUAUAGCUUGAUCCUCGCUGAAUUAUCAUUGUUUCUUGCCCUUAACCUACGAAUGCUAAGUGGGUGUAUUAUUAUUAUUAUUAUUGGACGGUUUUAUUUCUAUGUCGGAUCGCGUCUGGAAGAUGUAAUAUUGCCUUGUUGGUUCUAAGUCCAUGUUGUGCUGCACACUGAAGAAGGAGAUAUCCAACUUUUUCUGCACUCUGUGAUUUCAUGAAAAGAUUUACGGUUUGAAUUGCUGAUCCAGUAUUUGACUUGAGUUUCCUGAGGCGGCUCAGGGAUAGAAUGGGAGAACAUGGAGCCCUAAAAUAUGCAAUAGUGCAUAAAUAGAUAAAACGUUCAACAAUAUUUUGUGAAAUAAUUCAUUAAAACUACUCACUCAACUCUUGACCAUUUUUGGGCUCCUUUUUCAAAAGUCUACUUUAAUAUAACAGCUGCUGCCAGUUAGCGCAACAUUUAAUUUAUUCAACUAUUAAAUAUAUAUUUAUUUAACUAUUACACUCAUGAGAGACACUACUUUCUGUCUCAUUUGUGUAGCUCUUAGACGGUAAACAAACAGUGUGUGGUUAAAGAGGUUUAGUCUCUUGUGUGUUUAUUCACAUCAGUUGUUUCUGAAUUGCUCUGACACUGUUGUUUGCUUUAACCAACAGGAGCUAACUGGCUAAAUGUAGCAGCAGCAGCUAUGGAGCUUGCUAACUGAAGAGGUUCCCUGUGAAAAAGGGUAUUUCUAUAUGUUCAAUAAAACUCCUUUAUUAUAACAAUAAUUAGAUCAUAUUUGGCUAUUUUCAAAUGAUAAUCCAUUUAUUUAAUAUUGAGCACUUUAGGACUCCAUACUGUGUGAAAGUACUUAACAGUCUGAUUUCAAAAUAACUAAAGGAUGAUUUAAUAACAUCGAACAUAUGAUGGCCUUUAUUUUUUAAUUGAACAAUACAAAUUUUUCAUAAGGAGCCAUUUCUUAGGGAUGCGCUUAAAUUUUUUAGAAUAAAUACAGUUUCUGCAAAUCAAGUGUGUGUGUGUGUGCGUGAGAGAGAAACUCUCAGGCUGCUCAUUGGUUCUUUCAGGCCUUGUGGACGUGCUUGUCUCUGUUUUUUAUAACCAAUAACUCUCCAUCUACUGUCAGUGCACAAGGUGAAUCUGAAUCUAUGCAUACACAGUUGUUUGUCCUGAAUCCUAAAGCGGCUGCCAGAAGCUGCCGCUGGUUGAGACGGAGACAGUGAACGUAAAUCUGUAAAAGGAGGAACAGCCUGAAAGAUCAAACUGACUCCAGUUUGACUCUGAAGAUUAUUUAUGCCCCAAACUGUCCCACAAAGUUCUUACUCUCAUUCAACCGCUGAUUUCCAAUCAUUUGUGCAUUGAAGUGGAUCAGGUGACCAUGCUUAUCAGAUCACCAUCAGAUGGGGACCAGUCAAACUGUUGAAGAAGAAGAGUGAAGUCCAGUGUGUAUAUACUGAGGACUCUCCACACAACCUAUGUGUACUUUUGUUUGACCUGGAUAGUUUGAAAUAAAAAACAAAACAAAUGCUGUACUGUACAUUUGCAAGGGAUCAGUCUGCUCCCACCCUCGCCUAAAAUGUUUACUCUUUGAUAUCUAUGUACUGGAAAGGUCAAAUAUAUUUCUAGAGCAGAAUUUGGAUUUUAUGCAAACUGUUGAUCUGUUUUUUGUCCGGUAAUUAAAAGCAAUAAAUACAAAAAUGAAGCAAGA
This is a messenger RNA of Platichthys flesus (European flounder), 7332 nucleotides long. It is a transcript of the gene zcchc2, whose product is annotated as zinc finger, CCHC domain containing 2. NCBI's taxonomy places the organism in Eukaryota, Metazoa, Chordata, Actinopteri, Pleuronectiformes, Pleuronectidae. The transcript is spliced from 14 exons. The record is from RefSeq and is a predicted model, not a curated record. The coding region runs from base 130 to 3669 and encodes 1179 amino acids. Gene Ontology annotation, molecular function: nucleic acid binding; zinc ion binding.